AGUGGUGUUGCGUUUUUCCGGUUCACCAGGCUGAAUGAACCACAAUGGCUACUUCUUCAGUAUCAAAGGGAUGUUUUGUCUUCAAGCCAGGUUCUAAGAAGAGGAAGCGUAAUACAGACGCAGAAGACUACUUUGUUGAUGUAAAUGGUGACUACGCGUAUGGCAAAGAACGCUUUAUUAUUUGUCAGAGACUUUGGGAGAAGAUUAAAACAGACACAGAGAUAUUACAGGAUAACCUGAAUAAGAAAAUAUUGGAUAGCCUUUUAGAAUUCAUCAAAAAACGUAGCUUAAACUUCCAGUCCAGAUCCAGUGACUGGGCGUCGCAUAUGAGAGCCAAUGAAAUACCAACAGCUGCCCUGGUGCUUGGUGUGAACGUACCAGAUCAUGACAUGACAUUUCAGAGCCUAUCUGACCUCUUACAGGAGUCAGUAACCCCUUUCGCCGUUUCUGUACAGGCCAAAGAAUGUGCAGCUCUCAAGAAUCUGAUGCAGAGAGUAUUAGAAAGAUUGAUGGGUGCUAGUGUGUCAAUGGAAGAUGAUGAAGAAGACCCUAGUAUGUCUUUACCACAAAAGCGGGUGUCCUGCUCAAUGAGUGCGCUUUGUCAGUGGUAUAAGACGGUUACAAAGAAACAGACUGUGACGUCACCAGGGAGGAAAUGCAGUUCAGUCAAUGAUUUCUCAGAGUCUCCACCAAUUUUGGUGAUUUUCAAAGAUUUUGAAGCUUUUAAUCCACGUGUUCUUCAGGACUUUAUACUUAUCUGCAGUCGGUACAUCCAGGAGCUUCCGCUGAUCUUCGUCUUUGGCAUUGCCACGUCUCCGAGCACCAUUCAGCGCAUGUUGCCACACUCUGUGUCAUCUCUGCUGUGCAUUGAGCUCUUUCAGUCACUGUCCUGUACCCAGCACCUUGCAACUGUUAUUGACCAGCUGCUUUUGACCUCAGAGUUUCCAUUCAAGCUCAGUGGGAAGGUUCUGCAGGUGCUGGUGAGCAUCUUCCUGUACCAUGACUUCUCAGUCCGCAACUUUGUUAAAGGCCUGCAGUUUGUCCUGUUGGAGCACUUCCAUUCACAGCCUCUCAGUGUGCUCUGCUGUGAGAAAAAGAAAUUUCUGGUCUAUGCACAGAAGUUGAGCCACCAAGACGUGGAAAUGGUCCGCCAGCUGCCCUCUUUCAUGAGAUAUGUAGAGGCACAAGACGCACAGGAACAAGUCCAGCUUCUCACCAGUGAUGAACAUGUUAAAGUGGUGUGUCAGAAGUUACUGAAGGAUCUUAGAAAAUACCAUAAGAAUUACUAUCCCAUCCUCUGCUGUCUGCACACACUGACAUCGUUUUUACCCAAGUAUCCUCUGGGGAAACAAAUCCGAGAGCUGCAUAUAUCCUGCCUUGAGAAGAAUGUAUGGGAGACAAAUGAAUACGAGUCUGCUAUGCAGCUUCUGAGGUUGCUUGCAAAAGACGAGCUUGUAACAACACUCAGAAAGUGUGUGGACAUUCUUAAAUCUGGGAAGACGAAGAAAAUGAGCGCUGCAUUGCAACAGCUGGAGGAUUACCUCAUCAAGUUUGAGCGGUUGGACAAUAUGUCUGAAGAGAAUCUUGAUGACGUGGAAGUUAAUUCAGCAGGAAAGGAUCUCCAAAAGAAAACUGAUCUCUUCCAGCUUCAGAAAACUCUCUUAGAGAUGAAAGGCACUAGAAGAUCAAAGAAAAUGAGUCCAUUUGAGGUGCUGAGAAACGAGGCACUAGAUGUUAUUGAUGGCCUUGUGAAGAGCCACCUGAUGCCACCAGAGUCGCAGCCACUAUAUGAAGUAUGCUACUACAGCUCCUCAGGCGUUCUGCGGCGCCACCUCAAUGCAACUCCACGCACCUCCAUCCAGACUGCACUUAACCACCCUUUCUACUACCUGCAGAAUACAAGCUUGAAAACCGAUGCAGGCACAGUUUCCAAUGCUGCUCCUGAUAUCUGCAUUGCCUACAAACUCCAUCUGGAGUGUGGGAGGCUCAUCAACUUGUAUGACUGGUUGGAGGCAUAUGCAACAGUGGCCUCAGCUGCAGAGGGUAAGGAUCCUGACUCUGAAGAAUAUGGCAAAGUUGAUGAACUCAAGCAUGCUCGUUUCAUCCAAGCGGUGUCUGAGCUGGAGUUCCUGGGAUUUGUGAAAUCAACAAAGCAAAAAACUGACCAUGUGGCACGACUGACCUGGGGAGGUUGUUAACGGUGAUCCAUUUUGGCGAUAAAUAUGUAUUUGAAUAAAAAUAUUUUUGAUA
Molecule: messenger RNA, 2250 nt
Organism: Neoarius graeffei (lesser salmon catfish)
Lineage: Eukaryota; Metazoa; Chordata; Actinopteri; Siluriformes; Ariidae
Gene: orc3
Product: origin recognition complex, subunit 3
Exons: 20
Coding region: 45-2198 (717 amino acids)
Biological process (GO): DNA replication initiation; DNA replication
Cellular component (GO): nuclear origin of replication recognition complex; nuclear pre-replicative complex; DNA replication preinitiation complex
Molecular function (GO): DNA replication origin binding
Source: RefSeq, a predicted model, not a curated record